This is a messenger RNA of Blastomyces dermatitidis ER-3, 351 nucleotides long. RefSeq lists its product as uncharacterized. Bases 154 to 333 code for a protein of 59 amino acids. Lineage: Eukaryota; Fungi; Ascomycota; Eurotiomycetes; Onygenales; Ajellomycetaceae. The record is from RefSeq and is a predicted model, not a curated record. The transcript has a single exon.
CAAUCUCCUCACACAGUCCGUCGAGGAACUCGAUGUUGUCCAAUCUGCGCGCCGGCCUGGCCAGCGUUUUCUGCUCAUCACAUACCCAAAGCACAAUUUAUUCCUCCAGGCGAACAAGCUCGAUGGCAAAUUGCAUGAAAACGAGCACGCAAAAUGCAUCUCGCCUCCAUUAUCGCUCCAUACAUACCAGACACGGCUGAGUCCAUCUGCACGCAACUGCGCGUAGAAGAGUCAUUUCCCAUCCCCUACCGUUGGAGUGCUGAUUCCAUCAAACCUGGUCGUGAUAUUGGAAACGCAAAACUGGGCGCAAAACAUUUGGAAGCGAAGAGGUAGAGAAAGUGAAAAAGUGGA